AUGGAGAGCGAUGCCAAAAAGUUUCCUAUGACAAGUAAUGCAGAGGAAAAGGACUUUCAGGUUGGGACCAUUACAGACCUUGAUGAGGGUGAAGUUUUCCUUCACGAACAUGGGUUCACUCACGAAGCUGUCCAGGCCCUUUUGGAUGAUGUUCCACGCAACAAAGCCCUAGUCCGAAAGGUAGACCUUGUGCUCCUCCCCCUUCUUGCGGGUACCUAUAUGCUCCAAUAUAUCGACAAGUCGGCCUUGGCAUACUCUGCAGUGUUUGACCUAUUGACAUCGACCCACAUGUCAAGUAACGAGUACAGCUGGCUUGCUAGCAUCUUUUAUUUUGCUUAUCUCGUUGCGGAGUAUCCUUGGAAUAUGCUUGCCCAAAAAACGAGGCUGGCGACGGUGGUCUCGGGCAACGUGAUCGCCUGGGGCUCGAUGCUCAUGAUCACCGCCGCGUGUCACAGUUUCACUGGAAUUGCCAUUUGCCGGUUCCUACUCGGCAUUUUUGAGGCCCCGAUUACACCCUGUUUUAUGAUGAUUGUGACUAUGUGGUACACCCGUGAUCAGCAGCCAUUCCGUGCCGGUGUAUUCUAUAGUUGCAACGGAUUGGGCGCUAUGGUUGGCGGCAUCUUGACCUAUGGGAUUGGUCAGAUUGAGACAAUCGCGGUUUGGCGAGCGAUCUUCCUCAUCUUGGGUGGAAUAACCGUUGCCUGGGGCGCCGUGAUGUUCUUGUUUCUUCCCAACGAUAUCAUCUCCGCAAAGCGAUUUUCGUUGGAAGAAAAGGCUCUUCUCAUCGGCCGUAGUCGACUGGGCCGAACUGGUGUGAUGAACCAUCAGAUCAAAUGGUAUCAGGUUCGGGAGGCGCUCGUCGAUCCUCAAGUCUGGAUUUUGUUCUUUUUCACUCUGUUUAAUGAGACAAUCAACGGGGGCAUCGCAAACUUCAGCAAGCUUAUCAUCAAAGGCUUGACUCACGAUGCUCUUACCACCGUUGCACUGGGCAUUCCCCAGGGCGCCUUCCAAAUCUUCUGGAUUCUGUCUGGCACAUUCCUUGCAUCUCGCGUGCGCAACUUCCGCACCAUUGUGAUGGUCAUGUACCUCGUCCCUACAAUCAUUGGUGUUUGCCUUCUUUGGAAGCUGCCUCAUGAGACGCACAAAGUUGGGGUCUUAUUUGGUUACUACUUAAGCGGCGCAUAUGUCUGUUCGUUGGUUUUGGCACUCCAAAUGCCGGCUACCAAUCUAGGUGGGUAUACGAAGAGAAGCACAGGUGUUGCUUUGGUGUUCUUUGCAUACUGUGCUGGAAAUGUGAUUGGGCCUCAUGCCUUUUUGUCCAAGGAGGCGCCCAUCUAUGAAACUGGGUGCAAGGUUAUGCUGUCUUGUGCAGCAGCUCAAGUUGCCUUGGCAAUCUGCCUGCGAGUGCUCUUGACGAGGAGGAACAAGCAGAGUGAUGCAGCAGCAGCCAGUAACCAGGCUGUCGCAGACAUGUCAGAGUAUGAUGAAUUGGCGGAUUUGACCGACUUUGAGAACCCGAACUUCCGAUACGUACUUUAA
This is a messenger RNA of Penicillium atrosanguineum, 1539 nucleotides long. Its product is annotated as putative MFS transporter. Gene Ontology annotation, biological process: transmembrane transport. Gene Ontology annotation, cellular component: membrane. NCBI's taxonomy places the organism in Eukaryota, Fungi, Ascomycota, Eurotiomycetes, Eurotiales, Aspergillaceae. The record is from RefSeq and is a predicted model, not a curated record. The coding region runs from base 1 to 1539 and encodes 512 amino acids. Gene Ontology annotation, molecular function: transmembrane transporter activity. The transcript is spliced from 2 exons.